AAUAUGCUUCAGAAGCACUGAAAUUAAGUCCUUCAUCUCUUGAAAAAUCGAAUGUUGGGCAAAUGGUAAAUCUUAUAGCAAAUGAUGUCAGCAAAUUUCAAAAUCAGACCAAUUCCAUUCCAUAUUUAUUUACAAAUCCUUUCUUCAUUAUCACUGCGAUAGCGAUGUUAUGGCAAUAUUACGGAUGGACUAUUCUAGUAGGAUUUUUGGCCAUAUUUUUCUACAUUCCUAUACAAUUUGCUUUGAGUAAAUUAUAUUCAAAACUGAGAUUACAAGCAGCUAUAUUGGGAGAUAAAAGAUUGAACCUGUUGAACGAGAUGAUUGCUGAUAUGAGAUUAAUUAAAAUGUGCACCUGGGAAUUGCCAUAUGCCGCAUUAGUUGAGAAAAUCAGAGAGAAAGAAGUGAAAAAAGUUCGAUAUUUUUCAUAUGCCAGAGGAAUAUGCGCAACAAUGUCAUAUCCUAUAUCAAAAUUAUACACUUCUCUCACAUAUCUUGCGUUUUUUUUUAAUGGAGGUCAAUUAAAUGCCCAAAUUGUAUUUAUCACUAUGACUGUUUCCAUGUAUAUAUUACUUAGCACUACCACUAUAUUUUCACAAGCAUUAAAUUUUGCUGCAGAAGUUUUGGUUUCGUUGAAGAGAAUUCAGGAUUUUCUCCUACUUCAAGAAAAAGAAGAGAAAACUCUCAAAGUUGUAGAAGAGAACGAAAAUUUAACUGAAUAUGGAAUAUGGAUGAAUGAUGUCACAGCUACAUGGAAAAAAGAAACCCACCCAACACUGAAUAAUAUAACUGUAAACGUACAACCCGGAGAAUUAUUAACUGUUAUAGGUCCUGUUGGAUCAGGAAAGACGUCUUUUUUAAUGUCCAUUUUGGGAGAGAUUCCUGUUUCUUCUGGUAAAGUGAUAAUAAAAGGAAAGAUCGCUUAUGCUUCUCAAGAGGCUUGGGUAUUCAACGAAACUAUCAGAGAAAAUAUCUUGUUUGGAGAAGAAUAUCAAGAAGAGAAAUACAGAAAAGUUUUGAAUAUAACUGCUCUAGAAAAGGAUAUAAGUGUGUUUCCAAAAGGAGAUCUAACUAUUGUGGGGGAAAGAGGAGUGAUAAUGAGCGGUGGGCAGAAGGCAAGAAUUAAUCUAGCAAGAGCAUUAUAUCUGGAUGCCGAUAUAUUCCUCCUUGAUGAUCCACUAAGUGCUGUUGAUGUUCCAGUGGCAAAACAUAUCUUCGAAAAAUGCAUAAUGGAAUAUUUAAAUAACAAGAUUUGCAUUUUAGUUACACACCAAGUACAAUUUUUAAACUCUGCAAGUAAAAUUUUAGUGUUAGAAAAUGAAAAUAAGAAUAUAUCAUGUGAGGAUGAAGUUGGAACAAUAGGAAUUUCAGUCUAUAAAGAAUAUUUUUAUGCUGGGUCAGGUUUUCUCUUCAAGAUAUUCUUAUUACUAAUUCUAGUUGUAGCACAAUCCGUUGCAACUUUCAGCGACUAUUGGCUUGUCAAAUGGUUAAAUAACAAACGGCUCCAUACAGAAAAUGUAAAUAAUGUUGAAAAUAUGACGUUUAAGUCGACAAUGUUUAACAAUAGUGAACCCAAAAUUUUAUAUUAUAGUGAAGAAUAUAAUGUUUAUGUUUACUUCGGACUAAUAUGUGCAGUGUUCUUUACAAUGAUGAUAUCUGUAUUAUUAUUGUAUAAUUUUUUCAUCGCUGCAUCUUUUCAGCUGCACAACAAUAUGUUCCAUUGUAUUAUUCGAACUCCGAUUUCAUUUUUGGAUAACAAUCCUGUUGGAAAAAUUUUAAAUCGGUUUUCCAAAGACGUAAAUAACUCGGAUGACUUUUUACCUAUCAACUAUAACGUUGCGUUAAAAGCAUUUUUUCUGAUCGCUGGAAUAUGUGUUCUUGAAGCAAUCCUAUGUCCUUACGUUCUCAUAUUGAUAUUGUUGCUUUUAAUAGUAUUUUAUGCUAUAUCGACGAUUCACAGCCGUGUACUGAAAGGCAUAAAACUUAUGGAAGGAAAAUCAAGAAGUCCAGUAUUUUCUCAUCUCAGUGUAUCUCUUUAUGGACUGACAACAAUUAGAGCAUUUAAAGCUGAACAUAAAUUUAAAUCCACUUUUAGUAAGUAUCAGGAUAAGCACACUGCAACGUGGAUUGUUUACCUCGCAUUAAAUCGAUGCCUUUCUGUAUAUGGUUACAUCAUCUGUUACAUAAAUGUACUUAUUACUGUUAUUAUUUUCAUUUUAUCGAUUUAUCCAGAUGAUGCAGGAAGCCAAAUUGGACUCGUUAUGAGUUAUGGAGUAUUAUUUGUUUUGUACUUUCCCCUCCUUAUUAGAUAUUCAUCUGAAGUAAAUUUUCAGAAGAAAGCUUUAAUUCCGUUUUUCAAAAAUGGUGAAAACUGUGUCAGUUUUAACGUUAAAAUUUUACUUUAUUUCAUUAAUUUUAUAAANCAAUGCCUUUCUAUGUAUGGUCACAUCAUCUGUUACAUAAAUGUACUUAUUACUGUUAUUAUUUUCAUUUUAUCGAUUUACCCAGAUGAUGCAGGAAGCCAACUUGGACUCGUUAUGAGUUAUGGAGUAUUAUUUGUUUUGUAUUUUCCCCUCCUUAUUAAAUAUCCAUGUGAAGUGAAUUUUCAGAUGAAUUCUGUAAAACGUAUACUGAACUACAGCAAAUUAAAACUGGAAGCAUCAUACGAAAGUUCUCCUGAUAAACAACCACCUGCAGAUUGGCCACAAAAAGGCGAAAUUUAUUUUGAUAAUGUUUCUUUACAAUACUCCAAGGAUAAAUAUACUAUUCUGAAAAAUUUAACCUUUACUAUUAAUUCCGGAGAAAAGAUAGGAAUUGUUGGGAGAACAGAAGCAGGAAAAAGUUCUAUAAUUGCUUCGUUAUUUCGCAUGACAGAGCCAUCAGGAACAAUAACCAUCGAUGGAAUUGUCACAAAAGAUAUUGGUCUUCGGGAUCUACGCAGUAAAAUAUCCAUCAUUCCUCAAGAUCCAAUGUUAUUUACUGGUCCACUUCGAAGAAAUAUCGAUCCUUUCAAUGAAUAUUCAGAAGAAAAACUUUGGCAAGCUAUAGAAGAGGUGCAAUUAAAAGAAGUUAUCAGUACGUUGCCUGGAGGAUUGGAUACACAUUUAUCAGAAGGAGGACGAAAUUUCAGUGUAGGGGAAAGACAGUUAAUUUGUCUUGCCAGAACAAUACUUCGCCAGAAUAAGAUUCUUGUCAUGGACGAAGCAACAUCUAAUAUAGACAAAAAAACUGAUUCCUGCAUACAAAAAAUAAUUCGAGAAAAAUUCAAAUCGUGUACCGUGUUGACAAUAGCCCAUAGAUUACAUACAAUUAUCGAUUCGGACAGAGUACUGGUUUUAGUUAAUGGAAAACUUGAAGAAUUUGACAGUCCUUAUAAAUUACUGCAGAAUGUAAAUGGUACUUUUUAUAACUCGGUAAAAAACACGGGAGUUACUUCAAUGGAUGAGCUAUUUAAAAUUGCUGAAAAUAAAUAUUGUGUUCAAGAAUGCAUCAAAAGAACGAGAUUAUAA
Centruroides sculpturatus (bark scorpion) is the source of this 3506-nucleotide messenger RNA. Its product is annotated as multidrug resistance-associated protein 4-like. Gene Ontology annotation, biological process: transmembrane transport. The coding region runs from base 63 to 3506 and encodes 1147 amino acids. NCBI's taxonomy places the organism in Eukaryota, Metazoa, Arthropoda, Arachnida, Scorpiones, Buthidae. Gene Ontology annotation, molecular function: ATP hydrolysis activity; ATP binding; ABC-type transporter activity. The record is from RefSeq and is a predicted model, not a curated record. Gene Ontology annotation, cellular component: membrane. The transcript is spliced from 25 exons.